Messenger RNA from Grus americana (Whooping crane), 1432 nucleotides. RefSeq lists its product as uncharacterized. Lineage: Eukaryota; Metazoa; Chordata; Aves; Gruiformes; Gruidae. The coding region runs from base 1 to 1425 and encodes 474 amino acids. The record is from RefSeq and is a predicted model, not a curated record. The transcript is spliced from 12 exons. Gene Ontology annotation, cellular component: centrosome.
AUGGAGGGCUGCUGCACCGUGGCCGUCAGCUUGGAGCUGAGCAGCUCGUUCCCCAUGCUCCUGCAGCUCUCCACCAAGGAGGUUGUGGCUAUCUGGGAUGCUGUGUCCGCGUACAUCCUGACACAGAUGAAGCUGGACAAGGGUGUCCUGCUCACAGGACUUGGGACCUUCGCUGUGCUCCGAGAGCAACUCCAGGGCAAAGAGGAGGCAUAUGAGGUUCGAAGACCAGUCUUCCAGCCGGACAUCGAUGCGUUGCAUCUGGAGGAGCUGGUGUUCCCUACAGUGGUUAUCCCUGGCAAUGUCAAGAUCCAGCCGCUGAACUACAAGUGGCUGUCGCGAGCCACCUGCUUCCCGCAGCACGUGGUGGCAGAGUGCGUGCGAGAGACCGUACGCUUGUACUCGUUCCAACUGCAGAACGGGCGGCGCCUCGCCUUCGCCUUCAAGGACAUUGGCAUUCUGUCCUGCAAAGACGACGUCCUGUGCAUGCGGUUUUAUUACAACUGUGUCACAGGGCUGGAGAGGAAGGCCAGCCGGAUUGCGCUGCUUCGCACGAGGCUGUGGAUGCCAGGUGCAGAGGUCUCCGGUGGAGCAACCACCGCUCGGGGGAUGCAGGCUGCGCCUGCCCAAGCGUUCCCGAGGUUUGAGUUCCUUGUGAUCAGCAGAUCGGUGGCCAAGGCGUUCUCCACCUGGCACAAGAAGGCUGCAGGAAAGCACAGGAUCAGCAGAGCUUCCCAGGGGUGUCCUGACAAGCUGCUGCAGAGGCGCGUGAAGCUCUCCCUGCCCGUACUGCCAAGCCAGGGGCCAGGCACCAGGCAGCCAGACAUGGAGAAGAAGACUUCUGCCAGCGUGCUCCCGCCAUGUCCAGGCAGCUCCCCCAAGACGAAGGAGGCAGGCAGGCAGGAGCCAUUUCCUCCAGCCAGGCCCACCGCUGCAAUCCCGUCCUCCGAAGGCUGCAAGAGAGCGCUGCAGGAGGUCUGGCAGCUGUCUGCAGAGUGGGAGCAAGUGAAGACGCGGUGGCAAGAGCGACGACAGCAAGCGAAGGCAGAAUGGGCGGCGUGGGAAGCCUGGGCUGCAGGGGAGGAUCGCCAGCCACCCCAGGCACUCGGCACUGGAGGCCCUUGGAUUCCCCACCCUCCGGCCCAGCCCAGGAGAAAGGAGGUCAACGAGAGGUGGAGGAAGGCAGAAAACCCUCUCCCAGCAGAGGAGAUGGCAGCAGCAGCCCAGCUGAAGAGACUCCAGCCUGACCACCUUUCCCCACGAGCGGUCCAGGUCCUCAACAGGCUGGAGCCGCACCAAGCGCGGAGGAACAUUUUCAGGCACGUCGCUGAGAACAACAGGCGGCGUCAAGAGCGGCAGAGGCAGCUCCCCUGCACUAGAUGCUGGUACCGCAGCAGAGGGGAAGGUGCCGGGAGCGGUGGCUGUUAGUGAAGGC